AUCAAGAAUCAAAUCAUUAAAUAAGCCCCUCUAAUAUCAACCAGAGAAAUAGACAUCAUCUAAAUCUAAGGAAAGCAAAUCACAGCACCAAUAUCAUCAAGUUUUGGGGUAGGAAAAUGGUUGCUGCAUUUACUUCCAUUAGCCCACACCCACUAUCUUCGUCUCUACAUCACAAGUUUCAACCUUCUCUUCUAGCCUACAGUUUGAGCUCUACCACUGAAUCUACUAAUUUAUCCAACAGAGGGAGAAACUCAAGCACCUAUGGACCCUUGAGAAUUCAAAACGCAGCAACCAAGCCAGCAAAGUCGCCAGCUGAAGAAGACUGGAAGAUAAAACGACAAGUUCUACUGGAGAAAAAGGUAAGAAGUGUCGACGUAAAGGAAGCAUUGCGACUUCAAAAAGAGAACAACUUCGUCAUUCUUGAUGUACGCCCAGAGGCAGAGUUCAAGGAGGCUCAUCCAGCAGGUGCUAUCAAUGUGCAAAUAUACCGGCUCAUAAAGGAAUGGACAGCAUGGGACAUUGCUAGGAGGGCUGCAUUUGCAUUCUUCGGCAUCUUCCAAGGAACAGAAGAGAACCCUGAGUUUAUACAAAGUAAGAUCUGUAGGAUAUUGUAUUCCUCUACCCUGCUUCUGCUAAAUAUAUACUCCCUCUAUGGGUGCCUAUUUUUUGCUUUUUCUUGCCAACCACAAAAUCGUUUACUAAGUCUACAACUUGCACAAUCAGGUGUAGAGUCAAAACUACCUAAGGAUGCUAAGAUUAUAGUGGCUUGUUCAUCUGGAGGAACAACAAGGCCAACGCAAAAUCUUCCAGAAGGGCAGCAGUCAAGGUCAUUUAUAGCUGCUUACUUGCUGGUGCUGAAUGGCUUUAAGAAUGUUUAUCACUUGGAUGGAGGAAUCUACAAAUGGUUUAAAGAAGACCUGCCAUUAGAAUCUGAAGAGUGAAAUUCGGUAAUAGAGAUGCUUUUGAAUAAACCUGAGUGUAGAUUUAAUGAACAGUAAACAGUUUCCUUAACAGAAUUGCUGCAAAUAUGUAAAUGGUUUCGGAAAUCAAUUGCCUGCACUUUUCUAUGUUCUAAAA
Salvia splendens (bonfire salvia) is the source of this 1077-nucleotide messenger RNA. Its product is annotated as rhodanese-like domain-containing protein 14, chloroplastic. The coding region runs from base 117 to 941 and encodes 274 amino acids. Lineage: Eukaryota; Viridiplantae; Streptophyta; Magnoliopsida; Lamiales; Lamiaceae. The transcript has 5 exons. Gene Ontology annotation, cellular component: chloroplast. The record is from RefSeq and is a predicted model, not a curated record.